UUUGGACCAAGAUGCCAAGGAAUGUGCCUGUUCUAUCAGUCCUGGUAAUCUUCUGCGGGCUAGUGUGGAAUAGUGUUGAACAGUGCGAAGAGACAGCUAAAAUGUCAGAGAUGAACCUUGAUAUUGAAUAUAACCUCCAUUCCUUCACCGCUGAUACACAAAUACAAAAUAUCCUUCAGCACAAUGGUUACGUUUAUGUCGGAGCAGUGAACAAGCUCUUUGUACUCAAUGAAAACCUCACUAAAGUAUCUGAGUACAAAACAGGACCUGUAUUAGAACAGUCUGACUGUGGGGGACCUUGUGAGGGCUGUCUGGAUAAGGAACACACUUCAAAUGGUACUUGGAAGGACAAUGUCAAUAUGGCUUUACUUUUUGAAGACUUCUAUGAGGAACAACUGAUAAGCUGUGGAAGUGUUCAUCAAGGAACCUGUCAGCGGCAUGUGCUUAACCAAGACAAACCCUGGGACAUAGGAAGUAACGUUCACUGUUUGUUCUCCUCGCUGGCUACAAAUGUCUCAGAUUGCCCUGACUGUGUUGUCAGUGACUUGGGAAGUAAGAUCCUGGUAACCGAAAAGGAUAGGUUUGUCACAUUCUAUGUAGGCAACACUCUUAGAGAAUCACCCUCCAGUCUUCAUUCAGUGUCGAUCCGGAGACUGAAAGAAACACAAGAUGGAUUUGAGUUUCUUACAGAUCAUUCUUACAUGGAUAUCCUCCCCAAAUUUAGAGAGUCACAUCCUGUCCAAUACAUUCAUACCUUUAAAAGUGACAACUUUAUUUACUUUUUAACAGUACAGAAAGAAUCUCUGGACUCCCAGGCCUAUCACACUAGAAUCAUCAGAUUCUGUGCUUCAGACUCUGAGUUGCGCUCCUAUAUUGAAAUGCCUUUUGACUGUUUCUAUACAGAGAGGCGCAGGAAAAGAUUGGCUAUGCAAGAGAAUUUCAAUAUUUUACAAGCUGCCACUAUCAGCAAAGCAGGGGAAGCCUUGCAAAAUGAGAUUAGAUUCAGUCCAAAUGAUGACAUCUUAUAUGCUGUCUUUGCCCAAAGUAAGCCAGACUCUCCCGAAUUGACAAACAGAUCUGCUGUAUGUGCAGUAUCUAUAAAAAUGAUCAAUGAAGUCUUCGACAGUGGUUUAGGAACACAUACCAACUGUCUGGGGCAUUUUUUUGGAAGAGACAGCCACAAUUCAUGCAUUCACAAGACAUAUCUGAGGAAUGCCUCUCAGUGUUCUUCUCCGAUUGAUGAACAUCGUGUAGAAGUUUCCAACCCGCUACAUCGUCUUGACUUGUUUAUGGGUCAGUUUAAUAAUGUGUUGCUGACCUCCAUCUCAGUCUUCACUCAAGGCAGCCUCACCAUAGCAAAUCUAGGCACGUCUGGUGGUCGCUUCAUGCAGGUUGUAAUUUCUCGUUCUGUUCAAACUCAGCCUCAUGUCAAUAUUGCCCUUGACACGCAUCCCGUGUCUUCUGCAGUGGUGAUCAAUGAGACAUCCAAGCAGAAUGGAUAUGUUCUAGUUAGUACGGGAAAGAAGAUUAUGAAGAUCCCAUUAGUAGGCCUUGGCUGUGAACACUACAAAUCUUGCAGUCAUUGCAUCUCAACUCCUUCAUAUAUGAAUUGCGGCUGGUGCAAGAACCGUUGUUCCAGGAAAAACAACUGCUUUAACGAAGAGUGGACUCAGAAAACCUGCUCUCCAGUUGUGGCUGAGAUCAUUCCAACAUGUGCUCCAUUUGAUGGUGGUACUCAGCUAACAAUAUGCGGAUGGGAUUUUGUUUUAAACAAAGACACUACGGGCUUUCAGGAUAAUUCCGUGUUGUUUGGAAAAUAUAAAUGCAAAAUAGAUGUAAAAAACAGCAGUCAAAACAAGUUGGUCUGUAAGGUCAGUCAAGAAGCUAGUGUCACGUUCAACAUUAGCAGCAGUGUGUCCAAUGGAAAACAGACAGUGAAUUUUACCUCAUUCUCAUUUGUGAACCCUGUGAUAGCAGGCAUUACUCCUACUUAUGGACCACAGUCAGGGAAGACACUGCUUACGUUAAAAGGACAUUAUCUGAACAGUGGGAAGGACAGAAAAGUUUACAUUGGAGAAGAUGUAUGCACUAUCAAGAGUGUGUCCAGUACUGCCAUUGAGUGUUACACCCCAGGCAAAAGAAUUGCAGCCUAUCCUGUGACACUGAAAAUCGACAAUGCCCGUCGCAAGGCAAGCACCCCUUUUACCUAUAGGGAGGAUCCAUCCAUUUUUAAAAUUCAACCAACAAAGUCUUUCCUUAGCGGAGGAAGCACAAUCACAGCACACGGGAGAAAUCUCAAUGCAGUUGCCUCACCUCAAAUGGUAAUCCAGUUAUCGGAACCAGAACUACAGUUUCAUAUGACCUGUACCCACAGAUCUAUUUCGGAAUUAGUUUGCGGUUCAACCCCAUCACUGAAGAGGUUAAACUUGAAGCUACCAAUUGUCACACAGGCUUUUUUCAUUUUUGAUGGUGUGAUUUCUUCUGCCUCUGGAUUUACCUUUGUAGACAACCCUGUGUUUAAAACAAUGGAUAAGCCACUCGUUAUUUCAAGGGGUAAUAGAAACAUCCUAGAAAUUAAGGGAGAUAAUAUUGACUCGGAAGCUGUUAGGGGUGAAGUACUGAAGGUUGGUAACAAGAGCUGUGAAAUUGUCCAAACGAACUCGGAUUUUGUCUCUUGCGCUGUUUCCACUGAUCUGAUCAAGUCCAACAGUGAGUUAAAAAUAGAGCUACUGCAAGAAGUUUCAUCCAUUGUCAUUGGCAAAGUGAUGAUUCAGCAAAAUCAGAACUACACUGGAAUAUUUAUUGGAGUUGUGUCUUGUGUGAUCCUGCUUUUAGCCUUGUUUGGAAUCUUUAUUUGUGUGAAAAAAAGAAAGCAACUGAAAGAUAAAGGUGGUGAACGUGUGUUGUUUGAUGGCAGAGUACAUACCCCUCACUUGGACAGACUAGUGAGCGCAAGAAGCGUUAGUCCCACCACCGAAAUGGUAUCUAGUGAAUCUGUGGAUUAUCGGGCUACAUUUCCAGAAGAUCAGUUUCCAAACUCGUCUCAUAGUGGAUCAUGCCGACCAACUCAAUACCCUCACCGGGACCUCUCCCCUAUAUUGUCAAGUGGAGAUUCAGACAUUGCUAGCCCGUUGUUGCAGACAUAUGUUCACAUUGAUAUAAAUGCCUUAAGUGCAGACCUUAUGAAAAAAGUUGAACACAUGGUUAUUGGAGUGGAUCGCCUUCUUGUGCACUUCAAUAAAGUCAUUGGAAGAGGACAUUUUGGAUGUGUAUAUCAUGGUACUCUUUUAGAUACUGAUGGGAAGAAAAUACACUGUGCAGUCAAAUCUUUAAACAGAAUCACAGAUAUUGAAGAAGUUUCCCAGUUUCUCAAGGAAGGCAUCAUCAUGAAAGAUUUCACUCAUCCAAACGUCCUCUCCUUGUUAGGCAUCUGCCUUCCCACUGAGGGUUCCCCUCUGGUAGUACUGCCUUUCAUGAAACAUGGGGAUCUCAGGAACUUUAUCAGAAAUGAAGCUCACAAUCCAACAGUGAAAGACCUCAUAGGAUUUGGUCUACAAGUUGCUAAAGGUAUGGAGUAUCUUGCAAGCAAAAAGUUUGUCCACCGAGAUCUGGCAGCAAGAAACUGUAUGCUUGACGAGACAUUCACUGUCAAAGUGGCAGACUUUGGCCUUGCGAGAGAUGUUUAUGACAAGGAAUACUACAGCGUGCACAAUAAAACUGGAGCAAAAUUACCUGUGAAAUGGAUGGCACUUGAAAGCUUACAGACACAAAAGUUCACUACAAAAUCAGAUGUGUGGUCAUUCGGUGUGCUGUUAUGGGAGCUAAUGACAAGAGGAGCACCCCCAUAUCCUGAUGUCAAUUCUUUUGAUAUAACUGUUUAUUUACUACAAGGACGAAGACUACUACAACCCGAAUACUGUCCUGAUACACUGUUUGAAGUCAUGUUGAAAUGCUGGCAUCCAAAACCAGAGUCACGUCCAACAUUUUCUGAAUUAGUUUCAAAAAUUUCAUCUCUUUUCUCAACGUUCAUUGGGGAGCAUUAUGUGCUUAUCAACACAACAUACGUCAAUAUAAAAUGUACUGCUCCCUAUCCAUCUCUCCUACUCGCUGAAGAAAACACAGAUUUUAAUCUGGAUACAUGACUUUUUCCUUCCACCAUGUGACUCUUACUCUUGGAUUUCAAGAAGAUCUUUUUGUCCAAGUACUUAAUUGAUGUUAUAUGUCAGCGCAGUUGGCAUUGCUUUCACUUUUGUUAUAUUGCACUAGAAAAAGACAUAUGUUGAUUAAUGUGCCUACAGACUGCUGUACAGAAGAUGGUACAUGAUACACAAAAUUUUUUAUUGACAGGUUAGGAAAAGGUUACUUGUUUCUUGUCUUUAAAAUGUAUAUUGUUGCCAUGUGUUCAGCACAGUUCUAAGAAAUGAGCCCCGCACUGAUAGUGGGCAGUGCAUGGCUAUUCUCAUAACAUCUCCAAAACAAUGUGAGUUCUAUGCUGUAUGUCUGUGUAGCACUUUUAUCUAGGCAGAUAGCCGCUGACUGUGGUUGUGCAAAAUCCUCGUUCAGAUGCUGGAAAAAAAAUAAUGGACAAUAAAAAAGAAGAAAAUGUUCUUACUGGAAAAAUUAAUAUCAGAAU
Nanorana parkeri is the source of this 4633-nucleotide messenger RNA. RefSeq names its product MET proto-oncogene, receptor tyrosine kinase (gene MET). The record is from RefSeq and is a predicted model, not a curated record. Lineage: Eukaryota; Metazoa; Chordata; Amphibia; Anura; Dicroglossidae. Gene Ontology annotation, molecular function: transmembrane receptor protein tyrosine kinase activity; ATP binding; protein binding. Gene Ontology annotation, cellular component: membrane; signaling receptor complex. Gene Ontology annotation, biological process: positive regulation of kinase activity; phagocytosis; cell surface receptor protein tyrosine kinase signaling pathway. The transcript is spliced from 20 exons. Bases 12 to 4142 code for a protein of 1376 amino acids.